Molecule: messenger RNA, 648 nt
Organism: Olea europaea var. sylvestris
Lineage: Eukaryota; Viridiplantae; Streptophyta; Magnoliopsida; Lamiales; Oleaceae
Exons: 1
Coding region: 1-648 (215 amino acids)
Source: RefSeq, a predicted model, not a curated record
AUGAGUCGUAGCUCAAGUUCCAGAAAUCCAUUUCACACCCAUGCUCAUGAAACGAAUGCACCACCAAGUUCUCCACGACAGCAGGACCCUCAAACGACUGCCAUGAGGGAAACCUGUACCAGCCAUCAACACAACUCCCCGGGAAUGCAUAAGGCAAAUGUAUGGGAAUCCGAGCUCAUUCCACUAGACCCGCGGACCAGGAUCGAAAGAGGAGAACCCAUCGAAGAACUAGAAGGAGUUCAAGUCUGUGUCAAGGACCCAACAAAGGAGCUCAAAAUUUAUCGCGAGCUGCAACCAUCCACCCGAAACAAAAUUAUGGCAUUCCUUAGACAAAACCUUGAUGUCUUCGCCUGGAAUCAUGGGGACAUAAGAGGAAUAGACCCUAACAUCACAUGCCACAAAUUACAGAUGGAUCCUUCAGUUCGGCCAAAACAGCAAAAACGACGAUCUCUGAACCCUGAAAGAUAUGAAGUAAUCAACAAGGAGGUGCAAAAACUGUUGCAUAACUGUUUCCUCCGUGAGGUCAAAUACCCAAAGUGGGUCGCAAAUCCGAUCCUUGUGAAAAAACACAACGGAGAUUGGAGGGUAUGCAUAGACUUUACCGACCUCAACAAAGUAUGCCCAAAAUACAGUUUUCCUUUGCCAUGA